This is a messenger RNA of Aspergillus tubingensis, 666 nucleotides long. Its product is annotated as FAD-binding oxidoreductase. Bases 1 to 666 code for a protein of 221 amino acids. The record is from RefSeq and is a predicted model, not a curated record. The transcript has a single exon. Lineage: Eukaryota; Fungi; Ascomycota; Eurotiomycetes; Eurotiales; Aspergillaceae. Gene Ontology annotation, molecular function: oxidoreductase activity; FAD binding.
AUGGGAGAUAUCGGAACCCAUCCUCGAUGGAAAGACCCCGAGAUUCAGCAUCAGGUGGACCUUGCGUUGCUUGAAGACGAAGCUUCCCAACGAGAAGCGGAUGAAGCUCGGAGAAAAGUCGUGCCUCUUUUGUCAAGGCUACACCGAGGCUCGGUGCUGUUUCCCAGGUCACAGGGCUACAGAUACUCAGUCUCGGUUAGAAAUCUCCGCUACCGUCUGAAGAGACCUGCUGCUGUUGUGCAUGCAGUAACGGCAUGGGAUGUCGUGGCAACAGUCCGAUUCUGCGUUCAAGAGGGAUUGAAGUUGACCAUCCGAAGUGGUGGACACUCGAACGCUGCGCACUGUUUGAACGACAAUGGUAUCGUUCUUGAUAUGCGAAUGUUGAACAAAGUAGUCAUCCAACCUAAUCAUGACAUAAUCUACGUGUCUGGUGGUGCGCUGUGGAGGGACGUAUACAAAGAGCUGCAUGAUAGAGAUCCUCGUCUUGUCGUCGUGGGUGGCCAGUGUCCAACUGUCGGCGUGAGUGGUUUCUUACUUGGAGGUGGUAUAAGCCCCUUCUCUCGCUCGUACGGGCUGGGUAUCGACAACAUCGAAGCGAUAGAGAUCGUCAAAGCGAAUGGAGAACUGUGUAUCGUGAGUGCAGAUAAUCAUCCAGAUCUCUUCUAG